Messenger RNA from Lolium rigidum, 940 nucleotides. RefSeq names its product ankyrin repeat and SAM domain-containing protein 6-like. The transcript is spliced from 6 exons. Bases 34 to 678 code for a protein of 214 amino acids. The record is from RefSeq and is a predicted model, not a curated record. Lineage: Eukaryota; Viridiplantae; Streptophyta; Magnoliopsida; Poales; Poaceae. Gene Ontology annotation, molecular function: protein binding.
CGCCGGCCGCCGUACGCAGGCACAGCGGCGGAGAUGUAUGCGGACCAGAUCUCCACCGGCCGCAAGCCCUCCGUGCACGAGCGCCUCGACGCCGACCGCCCCUCCGGCCGCGGCGGCGCCGACCCUGCGCUCCGGGCCCGUCAGGCGGUCUUCAAGAGGCAGCGACAAACUGAUGAUAAAUGGAAGCAUGAUCUUUACCGGGAAGAUAAUGGAUCGGCUUCAAGAUCAGCUGAUCCACGGGAUUUGCGAUUCAAGCUUCAGAGGAAAAACUCUCAGCAAGGGUCUGCCGGUCAAAAGGUUUCAGGUGUACGUGAUCUACGUGAGAAGCUAUCUGGAACAAUGCACCCACAACCAUCAAAUGCUGACCCUCGAAAGGUAAAACCUGUAUCGGAGAUUGUGAAAGUCACAAGGCGUGAAAAUGCUGAUGAAAGGCCUGUACGCCAAAGUAAGAAAGUAGCAAAACCGUCAUCAUCUAAGAAGACUUCUCAGCCAAAGGCUGAAAGUCCAAUCGACAAUUUCCUGAAAUCACUUGGACUUGAGAAGUAUUCUGUUAACUUCCAGGCAGAGGAGGUUGACAUGGCAGCCCUACGUCACAUGACUGAAAGUGAUCUCAAGGCCUUGGGUAUCCCGAUGGGUCCUAGGAAGAAGAUUAUUCUUGCAUCGGAACCCAGAGUUUAGGGCAAUGAGCAUGAAGGUACACUGUAGAAAAGCAGGGACAUGGGGUAGGUUUUGCUCAUCUGCAAGUUCAGCAUAUCUUGGAAAGGGUACAUGUACAACAAUGUGUGGUCUCUUGUAAUGGCAUGCAUCUGUCCUAACAUCAUGCAUCAAAUUUGUUUAGGUUGUUUAGAACAACAAGACGUGGUUCAGGAAGGAUGAUGCUGUAAGCUUAUUGGUCUGCUUGUCGGCUGUUAUUUAUAUGAUCUGCAUGAUUUGCUUGUCA